AAUUUCCGGUGAAUGAAUAAUAUAACCUAAAAAUCACAAACAUAAUAAUAGAUCAGCGGCGGUAUUUAAUAACAGAAUAUAAUACUCGAUAUAUAUAUAUGAUUGAUAAUUGAUUGUCUGCGGCGGGCCAUUGAUCGAUUGUUAAGAAAUGGAUGGUGGCAAUGAAAGGGACGACGAUGAGAUAGAAUACGUUAGUUACGGCGGUGAACAUCAUUUACCGCUGAUUAUGCGGCUUGUUGAUGAAGAACUUAGUGAACCUUAUUCCAUCUUUACCUAUCGUUACUUUGUUUAUCUCUGGCCCAAUCUCUCCUUCCUUGCAUUUCAUAAGGGGAAAUGUAUAGGAACUGUUGUAUCGAAAAUGGGAGAGCAUCGGAAUACGUUUAGAGGUUACAUUGCUAUGCUUGUCGUGCUUAAACCUUACCGUCACAAAGGCAUUGCUACAGAACUUGUGACUAGAUCCAUUAAAGUGAUGAUGGAAUCGGGUUGUGAAGAGGUAACGUUGGAAGCGGAAGUUACAAAUAAGGGGGCCCUUGCAUUAUAUGGCCGUCUUGGUUUUAUAAGAGCAAAAAGGCUUUUUAGAUACUACUUGAACGGUGUUGAUGCUUUUAGAUUGAAGCUGCUAUUUCCUCGUCCAGAAUUACCACCCUCUCACCUCAAUGUUCAUUCCCAGUCCCACUUGGUGGUGCCGCCAGUUCUUGAGAAUUAUGGAGCAAAUGAAACACAAAAAGAUUGGUCCUUAAAUUAGGUUCAGGAUAGAAGUUCUAUUUAGGAAGCAAGAUAUAUUGUACCUUUUGCUGGACUUGUAGGCAGGUAAGGAUCAAGGACGUGGUUAUGCUUACCCAUUAUAAAGUUCAUUUGUCAGACUCUA
This is a messenger RNA of Erigeron canadensis, 868 nucleotides long. Its product is annotated as N-alpha-acetyltransferase MAK3. Gene Ontology annotation, biological process: N-terminal peptidyl-methionine acetylation. The coding region runs from base 149 to 745 and encodes 198 amino acids. The record is from RefSeq and is a predicted model, not a curated record. Gene Ontology annotation, cellular component: NatC complex. Gene Ontology annotation, molecular function: protein-N-terminal amino-acid acetyltransferase activity. NCBI's taxonomy places the organism in Eukaryota, Viridiplantae, Streptophyta, Magnoliopsida, Asterales, Asteraceae. The transcript is spliced from 4 exons.